AUGAAAGCGCCUGCUUGUGCUGCUUGUAAGCACCAACGUAGGAAAUGCACAGAAGAUUGUUUUCUUGCUCCGUUCUUUCCUCCCGAGAAAGCAAACGAUUUUGACGCUGUCCAUAAACUUUUUGGGGUACGUAAUAUUGUCAGCCACCUCCAGAAACUAACCCCUGCACAAAGACCUGACGCCAUUACUUCUAUGGUUUAUGAAGCCAAUGCCCGAGUUAUAUAUCCUGUUACUGGCUGUGCUGGCAUCGUUUCAAUGUUGCAGCAGAGGCUUGGCACUGUCUAUGCGCAAGUUCUCGCUGCCAGAAAUGAACUCGCUUGCCAUCGUGCCCUAGAAGAACAGCAACUUAGACAGCAAAAUAUGGUUGACAAUGCAGGUUUGGUGGACUUUUUCCAAUCAAACAAUAAUGCUAAUCUGCUAUUCCAACCUCCGAAUCAAGAAUUUAACUUCUUGCCUCAGAAUCUUGAGAACCCUCAACAACUUCAAGAAUCCAGUUUUGCUCAAGAAACUACACUGUUUGGCCGUGAUCGUCAAGGGACUUCUCUGACUAGUAGCCUGCCUGUUCAACGACCACUGCAAAUGAAUCAAGAAACUGGGUUUCUUCAAGGAAGUUAUCCGCCUGUUGGUGGUUCCAUGAAUAAUCUAUCCAUUGGAGCGAGUAAGAAUGUGUUUGGUGGUUCAGAUGUUAGGCCUAACAGGGGAAAAUUAGUCGUUAACCCUCAAUGGGGAAAAUCACCACCAUCCUCUUCAAAAGCAUAUUGGAACCAACAACAGUUCGGGGUUAGCGGAGACGAUUUUGACGAUCUUGAUUAG
Dovyalis caffra is the source of this 813-nucleotide messenger RNA. The record is from the annotation of a GenBank genome assembly. NCBI's taxonomy places the organism in Eukaryota, Viridiplantae, Streptophyta, Magnoliopsida, Malpighiales, Salicaceae.